AUGUUACUUAAGACAUCUGGACAAACCGAGCACACCGACAGACAAGAACUUUCCGCUAUUCCCCCUUUCCCUCCCGCACCAGCUCACACAGUGCAUCACUCGACGCAACCAUCCGGGUCACGUGAACGGUCUCGUAGUCCGCUGCUGGCCGGUGGCGGCGUCGGCCAGUAUGAGACCGUUCCGUGUCAACCGUCCUCCUCAUCCGGUGGAGCAGCACAACAAUAUCAGCCACCAAUUCACAUAGAAGUCUCCGUCGAUUUCACGCGCCCGGAUGGACAGAGGACACGCCCACUUUUAGUCGAGAAUCGGAGGUUGUAUGUUGAUGAGCAUUACAUAUCUGUAUGGAGUCCCGUGUUACGAGCGUGGUGCGUCGAGUGUCCCGACCGUGAACUGAUCCUUGCCAACGUCCAAUAUGAGCACGUGUUGGAGAUGUUGGAAUGUAUUCAUCCGACAUACAAGGCUGUCGAUGAUCAAUCAGUUCAUAUACUCCUCCCAUUAGCUUAUGAUUAUCAGAUGGAAGGACUGCUGCACCGUUGCGAAUGUUUCCUAAUCAGUCAUAAUUUGCCGUUUCUAGAAAAAGUAUGGAUAGCAGAUAGAUACAAAUUGAAUCGAUUACUAGUCCUAUGUCUACGAGAGAUGCGUCCGAAUAGUAAAGUAGAUUUGAAUGGAUCGAGAUAUUAUGCACUGUCGGAUCGAGUGAAGGUACUUCUCCUCGAGAGACUACACGGUGCGGCGGCGCCCGAGGAGAUUCUGGAGCCACCGUUGGAUUUGGAGCCCUAUCAACGACAGUCCGAUGUGAAUUUUGCGGCGGUUAGGGCGAAAACCGGACGGUUGUAUUAUGUGAAUCCGUAUUAUAUGGCCGCGUGGAGUAAUGUGUUCGAGGAGAAGUUGCUGGGCACAUCGAGUGGUGUCGAGGAGAUGUUCUGUCCGUGUACACAUGAAGAGUUGAAAGCUUUCCUUAUGGCUAUACAUCCACCCCAGUUGAGGAUUAAUGAAACCAACAUCGGCCCAAUCCUAAUGUCAGCGUGCAAAAUGGAAUCACCAGCCCUGCUCCGUAAAUGUGCGAAUCUCCUCCUCUCUCCACACACUCAAUUAUCCGUCUUCGUAAGGUUAUCCCUUCUCGACAGGUGUUUUCUUCACGAGAUGCUUCCACAAUGUCUUCAAAUGGUAGUACGACCCGAGAAUCUGAUUCAGAUGACACAACAGACAACUUACGAUUGCCUGUCGACCCGAGCAAAAGCUGCAAUGAUGGACCGUUUGGGUGUCCUCCUUGACAAUCCGGGUCUCCAAUCCCAUCACUGUACCCGGUGCAAAGCGACCAACACGUGUGGAUCGGUCACCUGGAUGUGUCCGCAGUGUAAAACCUACUCGACGGACACCUCCCUGAUGCGAAACACCACAAAUAAUGUGUCGACGACGACGACGACUGGUGGGGGUACUGGUACAGUAACCCAGUACGGUACAUCAACUGGAAUUGGAGGAGGUACAGUAACCCAGCACCAGGGAUACGGUACCACUUCAGUGAGUGGUACGAUAGGCGGAAUGAUGAAUCGAUGA
Caenorhabditis remanei is the source of this 1557-nucleotide messenger RNA. RefSeq lists its product as uncharacterized. The transcript has 6 exons. The coding region runs from base 1 to 1557 and encodes 518 amino acids. The record is from RefSeq and is a predicted model, not a curated record. Gene Ontology annotation, molecular function: protein binding. NCBI's taxonomy places the organism in Eukaryota, Metazoa, Nematoda, Chromadorea, Rhabditida, Rhabditidae.